UCCUGCGCUCCUAUUUGAGCGGAACGCUCUGCCCUCUCAGUGCCGCGGCAGAGGAGUGACAGCCAGCCACCACGGGACGCUCUGUAGACAGCCAACUCAUCAUCCGGACAAAUAUCUUAGGUUCAAGAAAUGCUCUUUUUCGUCUUCCUAACCAAACUGAGGAAAAAACUGGCCCAAAAACACAUACAAUCUAAAAAUCUAUUUUGAAGUAUUAUCAUUUUAAUACAAUCCCACAAUCUCUAUAAAUUUCAAGACUCAAUCAUGUCCAAGGACGAUGUUUGUAAAGUGAUGUCUGCCAGCAAACACAAGGAGCGCAAGCCUAAGAAGCCUCACUAUAUUCCCCGGCCAUGGGGCAAACCCUACAACUACAAAUGCUUCCAGUGCCCAUUCACCUGCAUGGAGAAGUCCCACCUGUACAACCACAUGAAGUACAGCCUGUGCAAGAACUCCCUUUCUCUGCUCAUAGAGUCAGACUGGCCGUAUAAAAAGGGCAACAUCCUGCACCCAGAACAGCUACGACCCUUUCAGCAGGCACAUGGCCAUCACGCUACCGGGAAAGAUGGGCUAGAGAAGGGGAAAGGGAUUGAGGAGGGACAAACGCAACAAAGGGCCGUGGAGGAGGAAGGUGAGGACAGGGAAAGCCAGGGACCAGAGGAUGAAGAAGAGGGAGGACAAGGAGAGGGACUUCAGGUCACUAGGUUGACAAAAGAGAGCUCCAGUGACCGCAACAGAGCAGACGGCGCAGAGUGCACUGCCAAGAAAAUCAAACAGCCAGAGUCAGAGCUUCUGAUGGCAGACAUGCUCUCCCUGGAAGAUCAGCUUUUACGAGCACGCUCAGUAGAGGUAGAGGCCCAGCUGAAACACUACAAGCUAUCCAAGACAUAUCUGACGGCUCCUAGCCUGCUGUCGGAACAGUGGCGGCUGUUAGCGUCCAGCCACACUAAGGCCAAAGCUGAAGGUGCUCAGCCUCGAGUGAGUAGUUCAAUCCCCUGUUACCCUCCUCCGCCAAACCUGGUGGAUUACCAGGAUCCUACUGGACUCAACCUGUCAGUGCUCGGGGUGGGCUACCCUAUUAGCCCCAGUCUCUUCUCCUACAUGAACUCUGCUAUUCCCGCUGCUGCCACAGGCAUCACCGCCCAGACCCACGCGCAGCUCGCCCAGCUUCCCUUCUUGGCCUCGGCCGCUCAGCUGAUGCACCCAGCCUCCAGCACCCAUGCAGACAGAGCUCUUAUCCCCCCUCGUCUCUACUAUCCCUUCCUGUGUGAGCACACAUUUGGACCGUCCUCUAGUCAGAGCGAGGGCAGCAAAGCGCUCAAGACGUCCACAAACAGUCUAGAAGCGAAUCCCCUGACUGGCUUCCAGCCUAAAGUCAAUCUGUGGAAAGUGCCUGCUUUACGACCAGGGGCUGCAGCAGUCUCCCAUCCUGGCUGGGUGUCACCACAGAGAGACUCCCCCGACCAGGGCUGCAGGUUGGGGGAUAAACUGCAGGCUACAGCUAAGGAAGGCAAAGCAAGCGGUGGCCUUAAGAGGACAGGGGCCCCUCUGGGGAACCAUGAGGCACCUGUUGAGAAGAAGCCAGCCAUGGGGGGUUUCACUUUGGACCUGCUGAAGAAUAUUCAGACUGCAUCGACUCUUGAUAUGUCAGCGGACAAACUUCAUUUCUAUGGAAGUUUACAGGAUGCUCAGCUACCGACACGGUCCACUGAACUGUGGUACAACAAUCAUCUCACCAGUCCCAACAAAACAACAUCCUCUCUUUCUACCUGUGGGGGAACCAACAGCCAGGACCGGACUGCAGCCCGGACAAUGGGGGAGGGAGCCACAGAGUCCGUGACUGCUCUUCUCAGUGACCUCUCUAAUGCCUUGCAGGAGUACCAGGAGGCUGAACGCAAAAUCUCCCACCUGGAGAAGGAGGACAUUCCUGCCCAGCGCCACCUCUGGGAACACCUGAGCAAAAUCCGCAGCGAGCUAGCCCACAUCCACCAGGCACUGGAGCGGACGGCUCGCCAGAGCGACGGACCUCUAGAUCUGUCGGUCAAGAGGGACUCGACAGAUUUGGUUGGUGACCACGGCAUGAGGGACAACGGCAGCCUUAAAGACAACAGGACAGAGACAGAGGAGGAGGAGGAUGAUGAGGAGCUGGAUGAGAAAAAAGAGGAAGAGGAGAAUGAGAGUGAGAGGAAGGCGAUGAAGGCGUCGUUGGAGAGUCGUAGGCAGUCAUUGGACAUGCUGAUCAAGAUGAGCCAGGCAUCAGUGGUGAACACAGAGGUUCUCUCUCCUGGGGGUCUGGGCAUGAGGCCUAGUUCUGCUGAGGCCUUAUGGCAGAGCAGGACCACCAAGUGCGAGGCGGACUCCAGUGUCCUGCUCUGCCCCGAUGGCCGAUCUGUGGUGUUCACCGACAUCCCCUCCUCUGCCAAAACCCCAAAGAGACCUCCAUCCAUACAGCGACUGGAAGCCCAGUGUCCUCUGAGCUCGUUGACAGCUACUGACUAAUCUAUUCUUCGAAGUGUAAUAUAAUGGACUCUAUGCAGUUGUUGAAAUGCAGUUGUCGUCAUUAUUACUGGCAUGUCUUUGAAUUUCACUGGCUGGAGGAGAACUGUCACUUUUACCCUCGGUUUUACUUCUUAGAAACCUCAAACAUUUUGCACCUUACAAGACAAACAGGGAAUAAGUGACAAAAUUUGAAAAAUAAUCUUACAAAUGCACUACGGACAUUGAUUGUUACAAUAUGAUUCUCCUUAGAAUAAUUUUAAAAUGGGAAAUCAGCACUUAACAACUUCCAUCAGGAUCAUUUAAACAAUUAAGUCCAUUAAAAUCAUGCUGAGAGACAAUCCUUUGAAUGGAUUUGUAAAUAUUGUAAUUUCAAUAAAUGUAAGUAAAAUGUUUUAAAGGAUAAAUGCUUUUAUAUUGAUAAUGUUAUGUUGAACGGCAUCAUUUCACUUGAUAAAAAUACAUUGUAUUAUACACACGUAUUGU
Etheostoma spectabile (orangethroat darter) is the source of this 2976-nucleotide messenger RNA. It is a transcript of the gene prr35, whose product is annotated as proline rich 35. NCBI's taxonomy places the organism in Eukaryota, Metazoa, Chordata, Actinopteri, Perciformes, Percidae. The transcript is spliced from 4 exons. The record is from RefSeq and is a predicted model, not a curated record. The coding region runs from base 262 to 2493 and encodes 743 amino acids.